This is a messenger RNA of Sorex araneus (European shrew), 4147 nucleotides long. It is a transcript of the gene AOC3, whose product is annotated as amine oxidase copper containing 3. The transcript is spliced from 4 exons. Lineage: Eukaryota; Metazoa; Chordata; Mammalia; Eulipotyphla; Soricidae. Gene Ontology annotation, cellular component: endoplasmic reticulum; early endosome; Golgi apparatus. Gene Ontology annotation, molecular function: copper ion binding; primary methylamine oxidase activity; quinone binding. Bases 63 to 2354 code for a protein of 763 amino acids. The record is from RefSeq and is a predicted model, not a curated record. Gene Ontology annotation, biological process: amine metabolic process; response to antibiotic.
CCCAGACGGACCCUCUCCAGCAGGCCUGAGAGCACCAGGCUGGGUUCUGGGUUCUCUGCACCAUGAACCAGAAGACCACGCUGGUGCUCCUAGCGCUGGCCGUCAUCACCAUCUUUGCCUUGGUGUGCGUCUUGCUAGCUGGCCGGGGAGGAGAUGGGGGUGAACCCAGCCAGCCCCUCCGCUGCCCUGCCACAUCUCCCAGUGCCCAGCCCUGGACACACCCUGGCCCGAGCCAGCUGUUUGCAGACCUGAGCCCAGAGGAGCUGGCAGCUGUGGUGAGCUUCCUGACCCGGCAGCUGGGCCCAGGCCUGGUGGAUGCGGCCCAGGCCCGGCCCUCGGACAAUUGCAUCUUCUCCGUGGAGCUGCAGCUGCCCUCCAAGGCGGCCGCGCUGGCCCACCUGGACCGGGGGAGCCCCCCACCUGCCCGGGAGGCGCUGGCCAUUGUCUUCUUUGGGGCCCAGCCUCAGCCUAACGUGAGUGAGCUGGUGGUGGGGCCGCUGCCCCGGCCCUCGUACGUGCGGGAUGUGACUGUGGAGCGUCAUGGGGGCCCCCUGCCCUAUCACCGCCGCCCUGUGCUCAUGCGCGAGUACCACGACAUAGACCAAAUGAUCUUCCACCGAGAGCUGCCCCACGUGGGUGGGCUCCUACACCACUGUUGCUUCUAUGGGCGCCCAGGACACAGCCUGGUGACGCUGAUCACGGCCCCCCCGGGUCUGCAGUCCGGGGACCGGGUCACCUGGUUCGGCCUCUACUACAACACCUCGGGGUCGGGGAUUUUCUUGCACCCUGUGGGCUUGGAGCUGCUGGUGGACCACAAGGCCCUGGACCCUUCCCGCUGGACGGUUCGGAAGGUAUUUUUCCAAGGCCGCUACUAUGAGAACUUGGCACAGCUGGAGGACCAAUUCGAGGCUGGCCGGGUCAAUGUGGUGCUGAUCCCCCACAAUGGGACAGGGGGGGCCUGGUCCCUGAAGUCCCAAGGGCCCCCAGGUCCGGCUCCCCCUCUGCAGUACCUCCCCCAAGGCCCCCGCUUCAGUGUCCAGGGGAGCCAAGUGGCCUCCUCCCUGUGGACCUUCUCCUUCAGCCUGGGCGCUUUCAGUGGCCCAAGGCUCUUUGACAUCCGCUUCCGGGGAGAACGUCUGGCCUAUGAGAUCAGCCUUCAGGAGGCCUUGACCGUCUAUGGCGGAAAUACCCCCGCAGCUCUGCUUACCCGCUAUAUCGAUGGUAGCUUUGGCAUAGGAAAGUACAUCAGCCCCCUGACGAGGGGCGUGGACUGCCCCUACCUGGCCUCCUAUGUGGACUGGCACUUCCUGUUGGAGUCCCAAGCUCCCAGGACCAUCCGCGAUGCCUUGUGUGUGUUUGAACAGAACCGGGGCCUCCCGCUGAGGCGGCACCACUCAGAUUUCUACUCCCCCUACUUUGGGGGCCUGGUGGACACCGUGCUGGUCAUCCGCUGCGUGUCCACCUUGCUCAACUAUGACUAUGUGUGGGAUAUGGUCUUCCAUCCCAACGGGGCCAUCGAAGUCAAAUUCCACGCCACGGGCUACAUCAGCUCGGCAUUUCUCUACGGUGCCGCCCGGAGGUACGGGAACCAAGUUGGGGAGCACCUGCUGGGCACGGUGCACACGCACAGCGCCCACUUCAAGGUGGACCUGGAUGUAGGAGGACUGGACAACUGGGUCUGGGCUGAGGACAUGGCCUUUGUCCCCACCUCGGUGCCCUGGAGCCCCGAGCACGAGGCUCAGAGGUUGCAGAUAACCAGGAGGCAGCUGGAGACGGAGGCGCAGGCAGCCUUCCCCCUGGGAGCUGCGACCCCUCGAUACCUAUACCUCGCCAGCAACCACAGCAACAAGUGGGGUCACCCACGAGGCUACCGCAUCCAGGUGUUCAGCUUUGCUGGGGAGCCCCUGCCCCAGAACAGCUCUAUGGAGAGAGCCAUCAGCUGGGCAAGGUACCAGCUGGCUGUGACCCAGAGGAAGGAGGAGGAGGCCAGCAGCACCAGCAUCUACAACCAGAAUGACCCCUGGAGCCCCACCGUGGACUUCUCCAGCUUCAUCGACAAUGAGACCAUUGCUGGCGAGGACCUGGUGGCCUGGGUGACGGCUGGUUUCCUGCACAUCCCACACUCUGAGGACAUUCCCAACACGGUGACCGCAGGGAACGGCGUGGGCUUCUGGCUUCGGCCCUACAACUUCUUUGACCAGGAUCCCUCCUUUGAUUCUGCUGACUCUGUCUACUUCCGGGGAGACCAGGAUGUGGGAGCCUGUGGGGAGAACCCUCUGGCUUGUCUCCCCCAGACUGCGAGCUGUGCCCCUGACCUCCCUGCCUUCUCCCACGGAGGUUUCUCUCACCACUAGAUGGCCCCUGGCUGGGGAUGUGGCCUGGGGCCCCGGAGCCGCGUGCCUGCGGAAGUGGGGGUGACAGUACCAGGAGCCAGGUUCUCUCUUCUCCUGAGUUCCUUCCUUCCCCUCUGCAUCCCUCCCAGCCGCUUCCCUCCCCGCUGGGAACACCCCAAGCUUCAGCUCUGCCCGGGUCUCGGGCCCAGAGAGGGGCAGCCAGCCAGGGCCCAGAUGACAGCCAAGCUUCUCCCACACAGAACUCCCUUUGUUUUAUUUUCUGUUUUUCUCUCUGUUGGUUAGAUUUUUCUCAGUUUUUCCCAGGCCAUCUCCAGGUCUCUUCUGGCCUUCCCCAGACCUCCCCUGGGAGGUACACUUGGGCUUCUGGACUUGUCCCCUGAUAUCCCAGGAUAGGGUUCCUGGUGGACCCACACAUCCACAGAGAGCUGGAAGGGGGAGGCUGCAAGCCCUCCUCCUCCUUUCAUCUCCGCCUGCCUGUCCCUUACCCCCACUUCUUUUGUUCUUUUUUUUUCUUAUUGGAUCAUGCCUGGCGAUGCUCAGGGGUUACUCCUGGCUCAUGCACUCAGGAAUUACUCCUGGCAGUGCUUGGGGGACCCUAUGGGAUGCUGGGAAUCGAAGGCAAAUGCCCUACCCGCUGUGCUAUCACUCUAGCCCUUACCCCCACUUCUUACCCUAUAGCCGGGUGACACCCCUAACCCCAGUCUUCGUUUCUCAAUCCUGGUCACCUAUCUUGGUCCUGAAACCUGUGGAAAUUUCAGAAACACAAAGGACUUCUGGUCUGAGCGGACCGUUCUCCAUCUCCAUGUGCCUCUCACACAACGGGGAGAGGGGUGCUGUCCCCCAAUCCUGUCCUGGGACGGGUGUGUUUCCCCACACUUCUCAGCCCGUUUGUAAUUGCCUGCCUUGAAUUCUCUGAUGAAGCAAGGCCAUAGAGAUAGCAUGGGGCAAAUUUGCAUUUUAGGUGGUUUUGUGGGUGCAUUGUAAGCAGGCACAUGGGAGGCUGAGUGGGCCUCUAGGGGGCUGUCCAAUCACCUACAGCCUCUGCCAUUCUGUUUCCUGGGAGGCUGUCAUCACCCGCAGCCUCUGCCAUUCUGUUUCCCACCACUAUCACCCACAAAACUCUGAUGGCUUGCAACCACAGUGGAAGAAAUUGUUUUCCCUAGAUGAUUGGUUAAAGACAUUUUGAUACAACUUCGCAAUGUAAUAACUACAGCUAUAAAAUAAUUAUUUCUUUAUAUCAUAAUUGGGAGCAAGCUUCCAGAGAAGAAGGAGAGACUUAAAGCUUGUAGAGUGCAUUUUCUGUUAUUUAGAAAGGGGAUAAAUACAGAUAUAUGUUUGCUUAUAGGUGUAUAUUCAGAAGGAAGGGUAAGACUUGUAUCGAGAGGAACCAGGAGAUUAGGGAGAGGGGGAACUUGAAACUAUCUACUUACAUUUAUUUUAAGUAGAUCAGAGCUAUAGUACAAUGGGUAGUGCACCCACCUUAAAAACCACAGACACAGGCUCAAUCCUGGGUACCCCUAUGGUCCCCCAGAUCCUGCCAGGAGUGUUCCCUAAAUGCAAAGCCAGGAGUAAGGCCUGAGCAUCUUAGGGUGUAACCCCAAAACUAUAACAAAAAAUUUUGGGGGGUGGGGUGGGUCUUUCCAUGGUGCUCGAGAGGUAUGGGGGAUGGUACUCAGGGCUCCUGCAUGCAAAGCGCAUGCUCCAACCCCUUGAGCCAUCUCCCUGCCCCCCAGAACUGUAUAGAUUUUCUUUUUUGUGCAUCCUGAAUUUUGACACCCCACCCCAUGCCUGAA